Messenger RNA from Gordionus sp. m RMFG-2023, 1104 nucleotides. RefSeq lists its product as uncharacterized. The record is from RefSeq and is a predicted model, not a curated record. Lineage: Eukaryota; Metazoa; Nematomorpha; Gordioida; Chordodea; Parachordodidae. Bases 1 to 1074 code for a protein of 357 amino acids. The transcript is spliced from 10 exons.
AUGCAAUCAUUAGAAGCACAAAUGCUCUUACAUAAAACGGAUGCUGAUUCUAAAGCAAUAGAACGAGAAAAUGAAAUUAAUAGAUUGCAUGAAGAGUUGAUUAAUGCAGAUAAUAGGGCUCUAUGCAAUCGCCAGGAGAUGGAGCGAGAAAUCGAAGUCCUCAAAAUGGAGAAUAGCAAACUUUCAAGUCAAAUACUCAAAUUGCAGCUGCAAGACCAGGAUCGCAAAAUAGUUGAUAUUAGAGAUCCAAAAGCGAGCGAUAAAACUCCACAGACCACUUUACCAAAGUUAGAUAUCCAGCCCAAAGCCAGUGAAAAUAAUAUGUUGAGCAAUAACAAGAUACCGAUUAAAUUUUUCAUCGAAAAUACUCCAAUCGAUACUAAGCGACAAAAAAUCGAGUAUAAAAAUCGCAGCAUCAAACUGGAUAAGGAGUUACAGCCAAAAUUCCUAUCCUCCUGUUAUUCCACAACAGAUGACGAAUUUUUUCACUUCGACCCUUUUAGUACCGCAUGGAAACCUAUUCCUUUGUCUUAUGAUACAAUUCGCGAACAAUUCUCCAGUCUUAGUCAUAAUACCUUCGAACAAAGCAAACAUUCUUCCAAAGAAAGCAAUAGAAAUGUCUCCAAGAAGAAUACCAUAAGCGAAAAAUCUACCAUUGAUUUAAAUGCUUUAAAUUUCAAAGGUAAUGAUUUUGAGUCAAGAUCGGAAAGGGAUCGAAUCAUUGAAUUGAAUAGACGGAAUACUCUAGUGAGACCUCAUCUUAAAACUACGUAUCCAGUCGAGGUUCAAUUUCUCGAGGAUUCGUCUCUAUUUGUGGAAAAUCAGUCAGAUUUAUCUUCCUCUCAUCAUAUAAACCUCAAUAAAGGCUCAAUAGAAAAGAACGCCUAUAAAAAUAGUUUGAAAGAGAAUCAAAACUUAGGACAACGCCUACUAAAGAGUACGGCGGUAAAAUACUUGACUCCAUCCAAAUUUAUGCCAUCUAUCCGUAAAACAUUUAGGAAUAAACAUAUAUUUUCUGCUAGCAAAAAAACACCUAAGAAAUUCAUUGAAACAAUUCCCCCAAGAAAACGCUAAAACAUUCUUAUUUCAUUUAUAAAAUUAUUU